Messenger RNA from Durio zibethinus, 1402 nucleotides. NCBI's taxonomy places the organism in Eukaryota, Viridiplantae, Streptophyta, Magnoliopsida, Malvales, Malvaceae. The record is from RefSeq and is a predicted model, not a curated record.
GUUAAAUUUGAGUUAUUGAUGGAUUUUAUGACAUGGGUUUUGUCAAAUUGUAAAUUGGAGGCAUUUUCAUGUUUAAAUUUAGUAAAUUUAUGUUUAAUUCUGUGGUAAAUUUUGAAUUUUUUCCCUUUUUCUGUGGUGAAAAUUUCAUAUGAAGGAUGUUGAUGUGGGAAGAUGGAUUUUGUGGAGGAAGAGCUACAGAUUGUUUGGAAGAGAUUGAUGGAGAAGAUCCAGUGAGGAAAGCUUUCAGCAAAAUGUCCAUUCAGUUAUAUAAUUAUGGAGAAGGGUUAAUGGGAAAAGUUGCAUCAGAUAAGUGCCAUAAAUGGGUAUUCAAAGAACCAACAGAAUGUGAACCCAAUAUCUCCAGUUAUUGGCAGAGUUCAUUUGAUGCCCUUCCUCCUGAAUGGACUGAUCAAUUUGAGUCAGGCAUUCAGACUAUUGCUGCGAUUCAAGCUGGCCAUGGUGUUGUCCAGUUGGGUUCCUGCAAGAUUGUGCCUGAAGAGCUCCAUUUUGUGCUAAGAAUGAGGCAUACCUUUGAAUCUCUUGGCUAUCAAUCUGGUUUCUAUCUCUCUCAGUUGUUUUCGUCUAACAGAAACAGUUCCUCUUCAUCUACAAUUCCUUCGGAGCAGUCUGCUAUUCCAACCCGGCCACCUUCUCCAAUCUUCAACUGGGGCCAGAGGCCGCUUCCACCAGUGACUUCAAUGCUUGCUUCACCUGAUUUUCAUAACCAGGCUAGCCUUGGAUUGCCACGAGCCAAAGAUGAGACCCACAUGUUUCUCCUGCCUCGUUCAUCCAAACCCCGAAUGGAAGAUGUGAUGGGUGAACAUGAAAAUGACAUCAAAUGGCCUAAUAGCUCGACUUUCUUCAAUACUCUCACUGGACAAACUGAAGAUGCCAAGCCUUUACUUAACCCCGAGAGCCUAGGAAACAAACCAGACCACCGCCAUCCAGUUACUUUUGAAGGAAAAGAUUCUAAUCAAAAUACAGAUGCUGGUGCAAGCCCCAAUGAAUUCAUGAGCCUGGAGAGUCAUCCAGAGAAUAUGAGGAAGAUAGAAAACAAGUUUAAACGGAGCUUUACAUUACCUGUAAGAAUGCCUACAUCGUCAUCUUCAACUUCAGUAUAUCAUCACCAGCACCAAUCUGUGGAGUACAGGAACUCUGAGGCAGGGAUGUGCAACGAUGUCAUGGAAAGUUUCUUGGAAUGAAAUUUAGAAGGGCUGUAUUAGAGGGGAAAUAGGGUGAGAAUUUGUGUUUACCCCAAGGUUUUGUGUUCCUUAGUAGUUCAAAUUCCUGUUUUCGUUUUGAUGUUCUCUUACGUCUGUGUCUUAAUCCAUUAAAUUGAACUUUCUAAUAAUUUGUUGUAGUUUAUCGUAACAUAAGAUUUUUCUGUUGGGCUUCUUUCGAA